AGGGAUCCUGGGAAAGAGAAAGGCAGGGAGAGCCAUUUUUGCUUAGAGCAGAAGCAAACAAAAAUGGAAAGAGCUUGUCCUUGAACUUUGUUUACAGCAUAACUAAAUGUACUUUUUUGUUGCAUUAUUCGGCAAUUAAGAUCUGUCGCAUCUAACUAUCGUCUCUUUGAGAAAUUGUCUUUGCACCAGUCUUCUAUUGUAUCAUCUGACAUGGGAGCUGAUAAACGGGUCAGUCGCACUGAGCGUAGUGGCAGGUACGGACCGGACCAGUCCCGCGACGAAUCCGAGUGGAGGGACCGGCGGGAGAGGGACCCGGAGCGUGAAUAUGAGGCCAGGCGCUGGGGCGAUGAGAGGCGUGGCGACCGCUACGACGGGGAGCGCAGGGGCUGGGACAGCCCCGAGCAGAGAGACCGGAAGCGACGCAACAGUGACAGGUCUGAAGAUGGCUACCACUCUGACGGCGAUGAGCUGGACUACAGAGGAGAGAUGGGCGAGGAGCAGGAGAGCAAGACCAUCAUGCUCAGGGGCCUGUCGCUUCAUGUCACCGAGGCAGAGGUCCGGGCUGCUCUAGACCUGCUGGAGGGACCCCAGCCUGCAGACGUCCGUCUGAUGAAGAAGAGGACAGGUAUAAGCCGAGGGUUCGCCUUCGUGGAGUUUUAUCACUUGCAAGAUGCGACCCGAUGGAUGGAGACCAAUCAGAACCUGCUGAUGAUCCAGGGCAAGAAUGUGGCCAUGCACUACAGCAACCCCCGCCACAAGAAGACAGGAAUUGAAGACUGGCUCUGCAACACUUGUGGCCUGUACAAUUUCCGAAGAAGGCUGAAGUGCUUCAGGUGUGGAGCAGCAAAAGUUGAGUGCGAGACCACCAGCCCUCCGGGAGCUCCAGAGCCCCAGCAAACUGGAGAUUACUACGGCGACACGAUCAUUUUGAGGAACAUCGCCCCGCUCACCACGAUAGAGGCCAUUAUGGCGGCGCUGGCACCCUACGCCAACCUGUCGGCGAGCAACAUCCGGCUCAUUAAGGACAAGCAGACGGGACAGAACCGCGGCUUUGCCUUUGUGCAGCUCUCGUCCCCUCUGGAGGCUUCCCAGCUUCUCAUGAUUCUCCAAGGACUGCAGCCGCCACUCAAACUGGAUGGGAAGACCAUCGGUGUGGACUAUGCCAAGAGCGCCAGGAAGGAUCUGCUCACGCCGGACGGGAACCGCAUCAGUGCCUUCUCUGUGGCCAGCACUGCCAUCGCUGCGGCCCAGUGGUCCUCCAGCCAGCCUCAGCAGGGCACGGAGGCACGCUCCGAGUACAGCUACCUGCAGGAGGGCUACAUGCCCUAUGCCCAGUACGGUCAGGAUUACCAAGCCUACUAUCAGCAGCCUGGAGUAAUGGAUCCUGCACAAGGGACCGGCUUACUGGGAGCUGCCCCUGGGGUGAAGAUCCUCCCUGCCGCUGCAGGUGUGGUGGUGUCUCAGAGUGCCCAGGUCUACCAGCCCCACAUCGUCAGCCAGCCCGUCACACAGGCUGCCCAGCACACUGAGGCAUUGGCUCAGUCUACAGGCGUCGUGGCAACCGCAUCUGCAACCACCUCAGCUACUACGGCAACCGCCACCGCAACAGCCGCAGCUCCAGCCUCCGACGGCAAAAUCGCAGUUCCCGACACAUCUACCUACCAGUACGACGAGGCCUCCGGGUAUUACUAUGACCCACAAACUGGGCUCUACUAUGAUCCAAACACUCACUAUUACUACAACUCCCAGACUCAGCAGUACCUGUACUGGGAUGGUGAGAAGCAGGCAUACGUACCUGCGGCCAGUGGCACCGCCGCCGCACAGGCCUCAAACUCUACCUCAGGAGGCACCGCCACCAAGGAGACCAAAGAGGCCAAGGAGAAGAAGGAGAAGCCAAAGAGCAAGACUGCGCAGCAGAUUGCCAAAGACAUGGAGCGCUGGGCGAAGAGCCUGAACAAGCAGAAGGAGAACUUUAAGAGCAGCUUCAACCCCGUGAGCCAGGAGGAGAGGAAGGAGGCGGCCGCGGCCGAUGCCGGCUUCAUCCUCUUUGAGAAAAAGCAGAGCGGCGUACUGGAAAAGCUGCCCGUUCCUCUGCCACUGCAGGUCCCCGAGACCACCAAGCCUGGAGAGGACGACAGCGCUUGCGGUCUGGUGGCGGCGUACAGCGGCGACAGUGACCCGGAGGAGGCGGAGUCUGAGCGGGGUGAGGAUGGGCUGGACAAGCUGACGGACUGGAAGAAGAUGGCCUGCCUGCUGUGCCGCAGGCAGUUCCCCAACAAGGACGCGCUGGUGCGCCACCAGCAGCUCUCCGAUCUGCACAAGCAAAACCUGGAAGUUCAUAGAAGAUCCAAUAUGACUGAAUCAGAGCUGGAGGACAUGGAGAGGAAGGAAAGUGAGAUGAAAUACAGAGACCGGGCAGCUGAAAGGAGGGAAAAGUACGGCAUCCCGGAACCUCCAGCACCAAAGAAGAAGAAAUUUACCCCUCAGCCGCCACCUGUCGUGAAUUACGAGCAGCCCACAAAGGACGGCCUGAACAGCGACAACAUCGGCAACAAGAUGCUGCAGGCCAUGGGCUGGCAGGAGGGCAAGGGCCUGGGCCGCAACCAGCAGGGCAUCACCGCGCCCAUCCAGGCACAGCUGAGGAUGAAGGGCGCGGGCUUGGGGACGAAGGGCAGCAAUUACGGCCUGUCUCCUUCCGAGACCUACAAGGACGCCGUGCGCAAGGCCAUGUUCGCUCGCUUCACCGAGAUGGAGUGAGCCCGUCGCCUCCAGCGCCAGACGGCCCCUCCCGGCCCAAAGUCCGAGCUCUCUCUGCAGAGAGCUCGGACGCCCAUUGAUUUGCCUUCUCACGCGAACGGCUGCCCGCCCGUCCUUCUGAGCCACGUCCCUCCCGGAGCCUACCAGCGGAGAUGAGACGGUUGCCAUGGUUGCUUUGGGGAAAGACGGCAGCUCUGUUUCCGGGAGAUAACGGAAGACAUGGCGCCGGUCUCAUUUCCGCGGCAGCUGCCGGUAAAGGGCUGCUCCUGCCCGUGGGCUCGGCAGUCUGAACGUUUUGAGAACGAUGGACACUCGUCUGUUUCUCAGGUGGAGCGAGAGCAGUUUGUAUGUAAUUUAAUGUAUGUAUGUUUCCUUGCAUAAAAGAACUUUCUUUAUCCUCUGUGAAUUGGUAUCGAUAGCAUUUUGUGUCCAUGUUCAAUAAAUUGUACAGUUUGUAAGAUACAUUUUUUUUUUGUACAGACAAAAUAAAUUGAGUGGAAACGUU
Molecule: messenger RNA, 3262 nt
Organism: Anguilla anguilla (European eel)
Lineage: Eukaryota; Metazoa; Chordata; Actinopteri; Anguilliformes; Anguillidae
Product: RNA-binding protein 5-B-like
Exons: 25
Coding region: 211-2757 (848 amino acids)
Biological process (GO): mRNA splicing, via spliceosome
Cellular component (GO): nucleus
Molecular function (GO): RNA binding
Source: RefSeq, a predicted model, not a curated record